AUGGCCAGACCGAUAUCGUUCGUUACGGGAAAUGCUAAGAAACUCGAGGAAGUGCGAGCCAUUCUCGGGUCGCGGUUUUCACGGGAAAUUGUCGCUGUGAAACUGGACCUACCGGAGCUGCAGGGCGAAGUGGACGAUAUCUGCCGGCGCAAGUGCCUGGAAGCGGCCCGUCAAGUGAAGGGCCCAGUGAUGGUGGAAGACACAUGUUUGUGCUUCAACGCGCUGAAAGGACUACCCGGUCCAUACAUCAAGUGGUUCCUCGAUAAGUUAGGCCCCGAAGGGUUGCAUAAGCUGCUCGACGGCUGGGAAGACAAAUCGGCCCAGGCGGUGUGCACGUUCGCGUACACUAACGAACCGGACGGUGAAGUGAUCCUGUUUCAGGGACGCACCGAUGGCGAUAUAGUGGCACCACGUGGACCGCGAGAUUUCGGCUGGGAUCCCGUCUUUCGGCCAAAGGGAUACGAGCAAACGUACGCCGAGUUGCCGAAGGAGAAGAAAAACGAAAUCUCACAUCGAUUCCGAGCGUUAGAUAAGCUGAGGGAUUACUUUGCCAAAGAAGCCAACUAG
Anopheles nili is the source of this 567-nucleotide messenger RNA. Its product is annotated as inosine triphosphate pyrophosphatase. Lineage: Eukaryota; Metazoa; Arthropoda; Insecta; Diptera; Culicidae. Gene Ontology annotation, cellular component: cytoplasm. Gene Ontology annotation, biological process: nucleoside triphosphate catabolic process. The record is from RefSeq and is a predicted model, not a curated record. The coding region runs from base 1 to 567 and encodes 188 amino acids. The transcript is spliced from 2 exons. Gene Ontology annotation, molecular function: nucleoside triphosphate diphosphatase activity.